AAAAAAAGGUCGCGGUACAAAACCACGCCGGACCCCCCCCAAACUGACCAACCAGCGCCCGCCAAAGCAUCCCAGCCACCGACCAUCAAAAGGCCACCCUCCCCGGCUCGAGUUUUUCCACCUCCGAGCAACGCUCUCUGGCAAGGCUAGCAACCCCAAGCCUAUAAUUCUCAGCCUUUACCCCGGCCGACUUUUUUCGCCAGACUGUGAGUGGUUGCCAAUUUUCUCCUUCGCUUUUUAUCUUUUGGGGUUCGCGAUCCAACGCGUGUGCACGUCCCCAUCCACCUUGCCCACUCCCCGCCGCGUGCCCAAUCGUGUGUCUUCCACCAUCCACGUCGUCGUCGACAUUUCGCCGUCGCAAUUUGGACAACCAAUCAGCUCCAAUACAAUAAACCAUUCCAUUUAUUUCAUCAAACGACUUGUCUCUCGACUUGUCCCCCGACGCGCCGCUUCGAUACACUUUGACUCGGCCAUGCGUUGCUAAUUCAAGGACUCCUUGACCUAGCCAAUUUCAUGUCGCGUCGUUCCUGAAUCCAGAAAUCCCCAAAUCCCGAAUGGCAGUUAUGGCCACUCAGCAAUCAGAAGGCGCGGUUGUUGGCGAAAAGCCUGUCGCCAGCUCGCUGGAGCUCGAGAAGGAUGCGCGCAAUGGCGGCGCCGAAGUGAAUGGCCACACUUCCCCCGAAGCCCCAAACCACACCGAAAAGGACGAGACCGACUCCAAACAAAGCCACAACCAAGAAGCUUUCUCAACAAACAGUGCAUUGAAAAGCGAGUCGGCCGAUGCGAGUGACAAACCAAUCCCAGACGUUCCCACAGAUGCAAAGGAGGCGCCCAAGGACGCCGAGCCCGUAAAGAUGGACGUCGCGACUCCACCCGACACAGAAAUGCCGGAUGCACCACCAAGUCCGGCUGCCGAGGUGAAGCAAGCCGAGACACAAAUCGAGCUUCCAGCCGAAGUCGCUCCCGACACACAAUCUCCGGGUCCAUCGAAAGAAGACCAGCCAGCCAAGCCGCCCACGCCUGACGCCCUGAUCACAUCUGACGCAAAGAACGAGGCUCCGACCAAAGCCAUGUCCACUUCGGUAUCUCCCAUGACCAAGACGGCCCCUACCCCCCCAGCUACCGAUAAGGAGGAAGAUGUGGUGAUGGCAGAUGCGCAGGUGACCGCCGAGAGCACUCAAGAGACGCCUGUUUUCGCAACUGUCCCGGACGUGAAGCCGAGCAUCGAGAAGGAUCUAGUUCCAGCGUCGCCCUCCAAGGGAUCUCCAAGCGCGACGGCCGAUACCAGCAUGUCUGACCUGGCUGCGUCUGCCAAGGUGUCGCGUGAACGGGAUAUCGACAGUGAGGAUGAACCAGUUGCCAAGCGCACCAAGGUUGACCAUUCCAUCGAGGCCAAGAACAAUGUCAACCCCCAAGAUCGCAUGGAUGUCGACCGCCAGUCAGCUCCCCGGGCCACACCUGCGCAGGCUGCGAACGGAAGACCUAAGUAUCUCAAUGACGAUUCCCUCAACGACAAUCCCAUCACAGAUUGGCAGAACCGGCAAAUUCGUCAAGUUCUUGCAGGUGUCAAAAAAACCAAGGUGGGCGGCAACUUUCGGCAAUCGGUUCAGCAUCUGUGGCCUAUGCUCUGGCCUGAUUACUCGGCACGGAUUGCCAAUCCUAUUGAUAUUUCGGCCAUGGAGAGACGCUUGCGUGGGGACGGGCAGAGCUACAAGAAUCUUGGCGAGUUCAAACGGGACUUGAAUCUGUUGGUGGAUAACGCCGUCAGCUUCAACGGCGAGGCUCACGAAGUGACUGUCCAAGCCAAGGGCUGCCGUUCUGCUAUUCUCGACCGUCUCUCGAAGGUCCCUGCCGCUGAACCUGCCCGCCCCGACAAGAAGGACAGCAUCAAGCAUCACAAUAUCCGCCAUGCCGAACCCCGCUCUGCCGUCCACCAGUCUUCCACCGCCACGCCCCGUCCCCCAAAACCGGCGGCCCCAGCCCCCAAGCCCGCUGUCGAGAACCCUGCUUUUGCCAUCCCUCCCGGCAACAACGGUAUGCCGCUCAUUCGGCGCGACUCGACCAAGGUUGACAGCCGCGCCAAGCGCCCCGUCAAGCCACCUCAGCCAAGAGAUGUCUUUACUGACAAGCGCAAGAAGAAGCUCCCCCCCGAGCUUCGGUUCUGCGAUGAAGUUCUCACCGAGCUGAGGAAGACCAAGUAUUAUGAUUGCAACGGCGCCUUCCUUCAACCCGUCGACGUCGUCGCUCUGCAAAUCCCCACAUAUUACAAGGUGGUCAAGAAGCCCAUGGACCUUUCCACCAUGGCCAACAAGCUGCAUUCUGGCGAGUACGCUUCGGCCAAGGACGUUGAACGAGACUUUGACCUGAUCGUUAAGAACGCCAAGGCCUUCAAUGGAGACGACCAUCCCGUCACCAUUGCCGGCUACAAGCUGCAGAGUCUCUUUCGCGCCGAGAUGAACCGAAAGGAUGAGUGGCUCGCCCGCAACGCCCCUCCCGAGGUGAUCAACACAGCCAGCCCACGGAUCAAAGACGAGUCCGACGAUGAGCCCUCGGACACGGAACCGGAGCCAGAGCAAUCCGAGGAGAUCACUAAGGCCCAAACCAAGAUCACCAGCAUCCAGAAACGACUCGAUGACGAGCAAAAGAAGCUGUCCGAGAUGAUCAACACUGGAUCGGCAAGCGAAGAGGAUGUUGACAUUUCUCACUCCAUCAUCAGCACUUUGCAGAAGCAACUGAUCCGAGAGAGGAACAACCUCAAAGAGCUGACUGCCGCCGUCAAACCGGCAAAGCCAAACAAGCCUGCC
Molecule: messenger RNA, 2804 nt
Organism: Podospora bellae-mahoneyi
Lineage: Eukaryota; Fungi; Ascomycota; Sordariomycetes; Sordariales; Podosporaceae
Gene: BDF1
Product: transcription initiation at TATA-containing promoter protein
Exons: 2
Biological process (GO): regulation of DNA-templated transcription; chromatin remodeling
Cellular component (GO): nucleus; chromatin
Source: RefSeq, a predicted model, not a curated record